AUAACACUCAGCUAGAACACAGUUACAUUUGCUGAUCCGCGGCCAACAACGAUAGUUUUGAAGUUAAAGCACUCUCUUAGUCACUGGCCUCGUUCGUGUUCGCACUUAAACAAAUUUCAGUAUGUCCGGUGUAAUCCUCAAAGGCUCCCCCAAUACGGGCAGCAAUAAAAACGUAUUGGAUCGUUAUAUGGCAUUGCCGUUGCAUGAGGAUGUUGUCCAGGCUACAUAUGUAUGGAUCGAUGGCACAGGAGUGGAUCUGCGCAGCAAGGAUCGCACCCUAGACUUCAUGCCAACGAGUCCAAAUGAUCUACCCGUUUGGGAUUAUCCUGGUUGUUUUGAAAACGAGAAGCCGGAUAUAGAUACCUAUCUUUAUCCAGUGGCUAUUUAUAAGGAUCCCUUACGCCGUGGCAACAACAUUCUGGUCCUGUGCCAAACAUGCAAAAUCGAUGGUGCUCCUGCCAAAACAAAUCACCGUAAGAGUUGCCUGGAGGUGUGUAAGAAGUGUGAGGAUUUCGUACCAUGGUUCGGCAUUGAGCAGGAAUACACGUUCCUGGAUUUCGAUGGCCAUCCAUUGGGUUGGCCCAAGAACGGUUAUCCUGGACCACAGGGAUCCUACCACUGCGGUGUUGGUGCCAAUAAGGUCUUUGGUCGCGAUAUUGCAGAUGCUCAUUACCGUGCCUGCUUGUAUGCCGGCAUCAAGGUGUUCGGCACUAAUGCCGAAGCCAUGCCAGCCCAAUGGGAAUUUCAAGUCGGAACAAGUUCCGGUAUUACCAUUGCCGACGAUCUAUGGAUGGCUCGGUUCCUACUCCAUCGCAUAGCGGAAGAAUGCGGCGUUAUAGUUACUCUGGAUCCUAAACCAAUGCCUGGUGACUGGAGUGCCGCUGGAGCCCACACCAAUGUCUCUACAAAGGCCAUGCGUGAGGAUGGCGGAAUUUUUGAUAUUCAUAAAGCCAUAACCAAGCUCUCCAAAUGUCACGAGCGUCACAUUCGUGCCUAUGAUCCCAAACAAGGUCUGGACAAUGCGCGUCGCUUAACUGGUAAACAUUGCACGAGCUCUUUUACCGAAUUUAGCUCCGGUGUGGCUAGUAGGAACAGUAGCAUACGCAUUCCACGUAGCGUAAAUAACAACGGGAAGGGUUAUUUCGAGGACCGUCGGCCUAGCUCAAAUUGCGAUCCAUAUUCCGUGGUGGAGGCCAUUUUGCGGACGAUUUGCUUGGACGAGUAGAAUGAUUCUUCCCCCCGGAUCUAGCUAAACUGUGAGAGAGACGAGGCUUGACAUCCAACAAAAUAAUUGUAGUACAUUUACCUUCUCUCAAUAUCCUUACCAUCAUUUCUUUUACAUUUAGGCUUUCUUCCGACUCUAAAUGUUUUUAUCGGAAUCUAGUUUGAGACUUGUUCUCACUUUCGAUUCCAAAACCAAUUUUUUAAUUUAUACGUGUAUGUUACACCUCCUAAAUAUUUUUCUUAAAUGCUUCAUAUGUUGAGAGCAAUAUUAGCCUUAAGUGAAUAAAUGAAUUGAACUUAA
This is a messenger RNA of Drosophila willistoni, 1525 nucleotides long. Its product is annotated as glutamine synthetase 2 cytoplasmic. The coding region runs from base 122 to 1225 and encodes 367 amino acids. Lineage: Eukaryota; Metazoa; Arthropoda; Insecta; Diptera; Drosophilidae. Gene Ontology annotation, cellular component: cytoplasm. Gene Ontology annotation, molecular function: glutamine synthetase activity. The transcript has 4 exons. The record is from RefSeq and is a predicted model, not a curated record.